GCCGGGUACAUUCACGCUCCCCAUCCGCUAUCGCAGUGCCUGCUGCUCCCUUCCAGGUCUGUCAGCCUUUUACUUAAGCGUGUGAGCUUCAGCUUAGAGCCAACCAUGCCUGGGAUUCUGCUGGGAGAAGCGUUUCCAAACUUUGAGGCGGACACGACCUCCGGAAGGAUCAAAUUUCACGAUUUUCUGGGCGACUCGUGGGGUAUCUUGUUUUCCCAUCCGGCGGAUUACACUCCCGUCUGCACCACCGAACUCGCACGCGCCGCCAAGCUUGCCGAUGAGUUCAAGAAGCGCGGCGUGAAGAUGAUCGCCCUGUCCAUCGACAGCGUUGAGGAUCACAAAAACUGGAGCAAGGAUGUGAUGGCGUAUGCCAACGAGGCCGGCAGCCCUCUGCCUUUCCCCAUCAUCGCCGAUGAAAAGCGAGAACUGUCGGUCCAGCUGGGCAUGCUGGACCCCGACGAGAGGAACAAGGCUGGACUACCCCUGACUGCUCGCUGUGUGUUUGUGAUCGGCCCGGACAAGAAGCUGAAGCUGUCCAUCCUCUACCCUGCCACCACCGGGAGGAACUUUGACGAGAUCCUCAGAGUCAUCGACUCUCUGCAGCUGACGGCGCAGAAGAAGGUGGCCACACCCGUCGACUGGAAGCCUGGUGAGAAGGUCAUGGUCGUUCCUUCACUUCCCGAUUCUGAAGCCACUGCUCUCUUCCCCAACGGAGUAACAACCAAAGAGAUGCCUUCUGGGAAAAAGUACCUGCGCUACACUCAGAUCUGAAGACAAAGAAAUACAAACCAAAUAAAGAAAUAUACAUCGCUGUUUUACGCUUUCUGCAUGUAGACACGUAGAGGUUCUAUGACCGACCACUAGAUGUCCUCCUCCAACCUUCAAACAUAAAGCUUUUAUUCUGUCGCUGCAGAGCUGUACUCUGCCAGUAGAUGGCACUAAGCGCACACAUUGCCUCCAACAUGGAAUAGAAACAUCCUAUUGUUGGAGUGAAAGAAGCGACCUGUUAUAAACGACUAAGAACAAGAUGUAUCAUGGACUGAGAUUACUAUUUACACUCGAAGCCACAUCUAAGAAUGACAAAAACAGGUUAAUUUCAGAGCUGAUAUCUACUUUCAUUCAUUGCACAUAUAGGAUGCAAUCAACUUUCUCUCAUCAUGUUCUGUUUUUGUCAAAUAAACCAAAUAAACACUCUUUGGAACAAAUGCCUCUGUA
This is a messenger RNA of Poecilia reticulata (guppy), 1215 nucleotides long. It is a transcript of the gene prdx6, whose product is annotated as peroxiredoxin 6. Gene Ontology annotation, cellular component: cytosol; mitochondrion. The record is from RefSeq and is a predicted model, not a curated record. NCBI's taxonomy places the organism in Eukaryota, Metazoa, Chordata, Actinopteri, Cyprinodontiformes, Poeciliidae. Gene Ontology annotation, molecular function: peroxiredoxin activity. Gene Ontology annotation, biological process: cell redox homeostasis; cellular oxidant detoxification.